This is a messenger RNA of Mesoplodon densirostris (Blainville's beaked whale), 1542 nucleotides long. RefSeq names its product cytochrome P450 2S1. Gene Ontology annotation, molecular function: heme binding; oxidoreductase activity, acting on paired donors, with incorporation or reduction of molecular oxygen, reduced flavin or flavoprotein as one donor, and incorporation of one atom of oxygen; iron ion binding. Bases 1 to 1485 code for a protein of 494 amino acids. Gene Ontology annotation, cellular component: cytoplasm; intracellular membrane-bounded organelle. The transcript is spliced from 9 exons. NCBI's taxonomy places the organism in Eukaryota, Metazoa, Chordata, Mammalia, Artiodactyla, Ziphiidae. The record is from RefSeq and is a predicted model, not a curated record. Gene Ontology annotation, biological process: xenobiotic metabolic process.
AUGGAGGCGGCGGGCACCUGGGUGCUGCUGCUGCUGCUGGCGCUGCUGCUGCUGGCGCUGGCGCUGCCUGGGACCCGGACGCGAGGCCACCUGCCCCCUGGGCCCACGCCGCUGCCGCUGCUGGGGAACCUCCUGCAGCUCCGGCCUGGGGCGCUGUACCUGGGGCUCUUACGGCUGAGUAAGAAGUAUGGACCAGUGUUCACCGUGUACCUGGGACCCUGGCGGCGCGUGGUGGUCCUGGUUGGGCGUGAGGCUGUGCAGGAGGCCCUGGGAGGUCAGGCCGAGGCUUUCAGCGGACGGGGUUUGGUGGCAACACUGAACGGGACCUUUGAUGGCCAUGGGGUUUUCUCCUCUAAUGGGGAGCGAUGGAGGCAGCUGAGGAAGUUCACCACGCUGGCCCUGCGGGACCUGGGCAUGGGGAAAGGAGAAGGUGAGGAGCUGAUCCAGGCGGAGGCCCAGUGUCUGGUGGAGGCGCUCCGGAGGACCAAAGGAAGGCCUUUUGACCCCUCACUGCUGCUGGCCCAGGCCACCUCCAACGUCAUCUGCUCCCUCGUCUUCCGCCUCCGCUUCCCCUAUGACGACAAGGAGUUCCAGGCCAUGGUCCGGGCGGCUAGUGGCAUCGUCGUGGGGGUCAGCUCCCCGUGGGCCCAGACCUACGAGAUGUUCUCCCGGCUCCUGCAGCGCCUCCCGGGCCCCUACACGCAGCUCCUUGGCCAAGUGUGCACUCUGGCUGCCUUCGCCGUCCAGCAGAUACAGCGGCAUCAGAGGAGCCUGGAUGACUCAGGCCCCGCACGUGAUGUUGUGGAUGCCUUCUUGCUGAAGAUGGCAAAGGAGAAGCAAGACCCAAACACAGAAUUCACUGACAAGAACUUGCUGAUGACGGUCACUUAUCUGUUGUUCGCCGGGACGGUGACAGUCAGCACCACGAUUCGCUACACUCUCCUGCUCCUGCUGAAAUAUCCUCAGGUCCAAGAGCGUGUGCAGGCGGAGCUGACACGGGAGCUGGGGCCCGGCCAGGCGCCAAGCCUGAAGGACCGAGCCUGCCUCCCCUACACGGACGCGGUUCUGCAUGAGGCGCAGCGGCUGCUGGCGCUUGUACCCAUGGGACUGCCCCGAGCCCUCGUCAAGACCACCCACUUCCGGGGGUACACCCUGCCCCAGGGCACAGAGGUCUUCCCCCUCCUUGGCUCCAUCCUGCAUGACCCCGAGGUCUUCACACAGCCGGAGGAGUUCAACCCAGGACGAUUCCUGGAUGCAGACGGAAAGUUCAAAAAGCACAAGGCCUUCCUGCCCUUCUCCUUAGGUAAGCGUGUCUGCCUCGGGGAGGGCCUGGCUCGGACCGAGCUCUUCCUCCUGUUCACCACCAUCCUGCAGGCCUUCUCGCUGGGGAACCCAUGCCCACCGGGUGCCCUGAGCCUCCAGCCAGCCGUCAGUGGCUUUUUCAACAUCCCUCAAGCUUUCCAGCUGCAAUUCCGGCCCCGCUGACCUCCACCCCACCAUGUGGACCAGAUGAAGAAGGGAAACUUGGGAGGUAGUAGCCUU